AUGGGCAAGUCACAAUCGAAGCUCUCCCCCGCUCAGCUGGACGAACUCCAAAAGGCGACACAUUUCGAUAAGAAGGAACUACAGCAAUGGUAUAAGGGCUUCCUUAAAGACUGCCCGUCGGGCACCCUCACAAAGGAAGAGUUCCAGAAGAUCUACCGCCAGUUCUUCCCCUUCGGCGACCCGUCCUCGUUCGCGAACUACGUGUUCCGGGUGUUCGACUCGGACAACAGCGGGAUGAUCGACUUCAAGGAGUUCAUCUGUGCCUUGUCGGUGACCUCCCGGGGCAAGAUGGAGGACAAGCUGGACUGGGCGUUCCAGCUGUACGAUAUCGAUGGCGACGGGAAGAUCACGUACGAUGAGAUGCUGGCGAUCGUGGAGGCGAUCUAUAAGAUGGUCGGCUCGAUGGUAAAACUUCCCGAAGACGAAGACACCCCCGAGAAACGGGUGCGCAAGAUCUUCCGCAUGAUGGACAAGGACGAGAACGGGAGCCUAGACAUGGAGGAAUUCAAGGAGGGGAGCAAACGGGACGAGACGAUCGUGAGCGCCCUCUCGCUGUACGAUGGGUUGGUAUAG
Aspergillus aculeatus ATCC 16872 is the source of this 573-nucleotide messenger RNA. RefSeq names its product EF-hand domain-containing protein. Gene Ontology annotation, cellular component: intracellular membrane-bounded organelle; membrane; cytosol. Gene Ontology annotation, molecular function: calcium ion binding. NCBI's taxonomy places the organism in Eukaryota, Fungi, Ascomycota, Eurotiomycetes, Eurotiales, Aspergillaceae. The transcript is spliced from 4 exons. Bases 1 to 573 code for a protein of 190 amino acids. The record is from RefSeq and is a predicted model, not a curated record.